Zingiber officinale is the source of this 2632-nucleotide messenger RNA. RefSeq names its product cellulose synthase-like protein G3. The coding region runs from base 144 to 2321 and encodes 725 amino acids. The transcript has 6 exons. Gene Ontology annotation, cellular component: plasma membrane; trans-Golgi network. NCBI's taxonomy places the organism in Eukaryota, Viridiplantae, Streptophyta, Magnoliopsida, Zingiberales, Zingiberaceae. The record is from RefSeq and is a predicted model, not a curated record. Gene Ontology annotation, molecular function: cellulose synthase (UDP-forming) activity; mannan synthase activity. Gene Ontology annotation, biological process: cellulose biosynthetic process; plant-type primary cell wall biogenesis.
GAUUUGGCCCUGAAUGACCAAAUCGUCAACCUUGGUCAUUACCCAAUCCCUUUGGCCUUUGCUACAUACAUGCUUGUCCGAUCGAAGAAGAAGACGACGACGACGAAAGCUUAGGAGAACAAAGAUCGAGAUCUGAAAGUACGAUGAAGCCAUCGGGUCCAUUCCACGCCGUCCGCGUAAGCCCCCUCGCGCCCCUCAACCGCGCCCACAUCCUCCUUUACUCCCUCGCCCUCUUCGCCGCCCUCCGCCUCCGCCUCCGCCUCCGCCUCCACUUUCCCGCAACCUCGCUCCCUUCCUUCCUCCUCCUCGCCGCCGACCUUCUACUCGCCUUCAUGUGGUUCACCUACCAGGCCCUCCGGUGGCGUCCCGUCCGACGCCGCGAGUUCCCCGAUCGCCUCCUCCACGCGGUUGCCCCCGACGACCUCCCCGCCAUCGACGUCUUCAUCUGCACCGCCGACGCGCUGAGGGAGCCGCCGGCGAGCGUAGCCUCCACUGCGCUCUCCGCGAUGGCAUUCGACUACCCGCCGGAGAAGAUCUCCGUCUACGUGUCCGACGACGGCGGAUCCGCGGUCACGCUGCUGGCGUUCGCGGAGGCGGCGAAGUUCGCCAGGUAUUGGCUUCCUUUCUGCAGGGAGAACGGCAUUGUCACCAGAUCGCCGGAGGAUUACUUCAGAUCCGUCGAGGGUGGGGAACCAGAGACCGUCAAGGAUGUUUUUUCUCAGUUGGAGAAGAUGUUUCAAGCAUUGAAAGAGAAAGUAGAAAAGGCUUUGCAGAGAGGUGAUAUAUCCAAUGAUAUAACCCAGGGAGAAGAAGAAGAAGAAAUUUUGAAGAAAUGGAAAGGGUUUAUCCGCAAUGACCACCCUUCAAUAAUACAGGUUUUACUCCAAAGCAGUAAGGAUUCAGAUGUCACAGGGAAGCCAUUGCCAAAUCUCAUCUAUGUAUCUAGAGAGAAGCGACCUACUUCUCAUCAUCACUUCAAAGCAGGGGCUCUCAACGCUCUGACAAGAGUAUCAAGCACCAUGAGCAAUGCCCCACUGAUCCUUACCUUGGACUGUGACACAUACUCAAAUGACCCUCGGUCUCCACUCCAUGCGCUCUGCUACUUUCUUGACCCUGCCAUGUCUUCCAAUCUUGCAUUUGUUCAAUUCCCACAAAUUUUCCAAGGACUUAACAAGAAUGAUAUCUAUGCAACUGAGGUAAAGCGACUAUACACCAUCAAUCCGAGAGGAAAAGAUGGACUUGGAGGUCCAAAUUACGUUGGCACUGGUUGCUACUUUUCACGAUGCUCCUUGCAAGGAAACACAUUGCCACCAUCCCUUCCUCGGCAACCUACUGAUUCAAUUUCUUCAGAAUUUGUAAUAAGAAAAGCUCGUGAGGUGACAAGUUGCACUUAUGAACUUGGCACGAAAUGGGGUACUAAGAUUGGCUUCCGCUAUGGGUCACUAUCUGAGGACUUCCAUACAGGCUUACACCUGCAUUGUCAAGGAUGGAAGUCGGUGUUUUGCUACCCUGAGAAGCCAGCUUUUCUCGGUGAUGUACCGCAGAAUCUAAAUGAUGUUCUAAGCCAGCGCAAGAGAUGGUCUGUGGGGCUCUUCGAGGUGGCCUUCUCAAGGUAUUGCCCCUUGACGUUUGGCACCACGAAAGCUUCAUUUCUAGAGGGCUUAAGCUACGCACAUGAGGCCUUUUGGGGCAGUUGGUCCAUUCCUAUAACAAUAUACUGUAUUCUUCCACAGUUAGCACUCAUAUAUGGUACCCCGCUGUUCCCAAAGGUCUCUAACCCUCUCUUCUACUUGUAUGCCUACCUCUUCCUUGCUGCUUAUGUCCAAGACCUUCUCGAAUUUUUAGCUGCCAAAGGAACCAUUCGGAGAUGGUGGAAUGACCAAAGAAUGUGGAUGUUCAUAGGCCUCACAUCGUAUCUCUUUGGAACAAUUCAAUUUCUGCUUAAAAAAGUCGGCAUAUCCUCUCAAGGCUUCAAUGUGACUAGUAAAGUAGUAGAAGAUGAGCAGAGAGAGCGAUACCAAAAAGGUGUAUUUGAUUUCAGAGCGCAAUCGCCAUUCUUUGUGUCACUCGGGACAGUGGCCAUUGUAAACUUGAGCUCCUUUGCAGUGGGACUUGGGAGAGCUGCGAGCUUGCAAGGGAGCUUGGACGAGUUGUUUGCGCAGCUGUUCUUGUCGGCAUGUGUUGUGGCCAACUGCUGGCCUAUCUAUGAAGCCAUGUUUCUUAGAAGCGAUGGAGGUAAAAUGCCGAGGAUGAUCACUGUCUUCUCGUUGCUAGCAGCUUGUUUCCUCCAUGGAAUUGGGUACCUCAUGUUCAGCGUUUGAUCUUCUGCUACUUGAUUGGUGAAGAAUCAAAAUGUAGUAUUUGAGCCUGAUAUCUAUCGUCAGCCUAGACUAAAGGGAUGCCAUUUGCACUAGAAUUGCCGUGCAAAAUGAAAGCAGCGGGGAUGGUAUUUGAUUUUUCAUACAAGGAAAUUGGGCAUAUCUAGAUGGUGAAUGUUUUUCUAUCUAUAGACCCGAAGUUAUCAAUAUAAUUCAGUUUUGUGCAAAGAUCUUAAUUUUUUUAUUUCAAAAAUACUUUUGUUUACCAUUGAAUUUAAUUUAAAUUUCUUUAAUAUUAUUUAAAAUUCUUUCAA